AUGCCUGAACGUGAGCUCUCACCAUAUAGCGCCCGCGUUGCGCUUACGCAGAAGCUGCAGCAGGGACAAGGCAGCCAGUCUGCGCCUGCGGAGCAUAAGAGUCGGCCAUGGGACACGCGCGGCCCACCACCUGAGCGGAGGCAGAAUGGUCACGACCAAUCACCAAUGCAACAAAAAGGGCGGGGACGGGGCGGAAGACUGUCGCCGCCAUCAGACGGGAGUAGCGGAGUGAGGGAGAAGAGCAAGCCAUCGCCCCCAAGAAGUGUGAGGGACGGCUCACCAGAGGACCGAUCGCAGAAGGCGAAGUCGAAGGACCCAUCCAUUGAACCUGAACUAGCCGCACGCCAACGUGAGGCAUCUCCAGAGCCAUACAGGAAACCGCGCGAAGCUUCGAGAGAGAGGGAGAGGCAUCGAUCGAGGCACAGGGAUCGUUCGAAGGACAGGCACAACAGGAGGGAUAGACAUCGCUCUAGAGACCGGGACAGGACGAAGGACCGCGAUCGAUCACGAGGCCGGGACAAAUCAAAGGGUAGAGACCGUUCAAGAGAUCUACACAGGGAAAAACAUCGUGAAAGGUCCGGCGAGCGCAAGCGCGACGGAUCCCGAGAGAGGAAGAGAUCAAGAGGCCACGAGACGAAACGUGAGCGCUCAAGGGACCGCUAUCGUGAUCGUCCGCACUCUCGAGAUAGAAAUAGAGACCAACAAAGACAUCGCGACCGUUCAAAGGACCGCCGCUCACGCUCCCCUCGCUCCAACCGCGCCGCCAAGCGCAGUUCUCCGUCCUCUUCACCGCCGCCCAAACGCCGCCGCAAACGCACACCUUCCCCUCGCGCACUCCCUCUCCCCACCCCGCUCCAACCGCCCCUCCCCGAUCAAGAAGUCUCCUUCCGCGGCUCUGACAACAGCGCCCUGCCCCCAACCAAAUAUGGCGGCGCACCCCCCAACCUUGAAAAACCCAACUUCAAACCCACAGGCCUCCUCGCCAAAGCCGCAAACAAAGUCGAAGGCACAAAGAUAUCACUGAAAUACCACGAGCCGCCUGAAGCGCGGAAACCGCCUUCUUCACAAGCUUGGAAAGUGAUUGUGUUCAAGGGAGAGGACGUGGUCGAUACGAUCGAGCUGGGUGUCAAGAGCUGCUGGUUGCUUGGCAGGGAGGUGAAGGUCGUGGAUUAUGUGCUUGAGCAUCCGAGCAGCAGUGGGCAGCAUGCUGUGAUCCAAUUCCGGUAUGUGACGAAGACCGUGCAGGAUGAGUAUGGGGUGAAGAAGACGAAGGGGAAGGUCAAGCCGUAUGUGAUCGAUCUAGAGUCGAGCAAUGGGACAGAGCUCAAUGGGGAGAGGGUGGAGACUUCAAGGUACUUUGAGCUAAGGGAUAAGGAUAUCCUGAAGUUUGCAGGGAGUGAGAGGGAGUAUGUUGUUGUGUUGCCGCCGCCUGAGGAACGGAAGGAGUGA
This is a messenger RNA of Didymosphaeria variabile, 1449 nucleotides long. RefSeq lists its product as uncharacterized. Gene Ontology annotation, molecular function: mRNA binding; protein binding. Lineage: Eukaryota; Fungi; Ascomycota; Dothideomycetes; Pleosporales; Didymosphaeriaceae. Bases 1 to 1449 code for a protein of 482 amino acids. The transcript has a single exon. Gene Ontology annotation, cellular component: nucleus. Gene Ontology annotation, biological process: maintenance of RNA location; mRNA splicing, via spliceosome. The record is from RefSeq and is a predicted model, not a curated record.